AGAAUAUUAAUGUGUAUAAUGUUAGGUUGUUAUAUUCCUCGGAAGGUUUUUGAAACAUCUGACAUGGGUUGCACCACCUCAGAGACAGUUGGCUUAAAAGUAACAUCCUUAAUGGGUUGAAAUUGUCAGAAACCACAAACCCUUCUUUUGCUCAACUCCAAUCACUUUUCCACCCCAAAAUUGCUCAACUUCCUCCGUUACAACCUCACAAUUGCAACAACGUUUCGUAUAAAAGAGAAGACACAAAUUUCGCUGGUUCCUCCUUUGUCUGAGGAUCUUGGAGAAGGAAACAACCCCAAAAGAAAAGGAGAAAACACAAAAAGAAAAAAAAAUGUCUUUUACAGGAACUCUCGACAAAUGCAACGCUUGCGAAAAGACAGUCUAUGUGGUGGAUAUGUUGUCCAUUGAAGGAAUGCCUUACCACAAGUCUUGCUUCAGAUGCACCCAUUGUAAUGGAACCCUUGUGAUGAGCAACUAUUCCUCCAUGGACGGAGUCUUGUACUGCAAGACUCAUUUUGAGCAACUCUUCAAGGAAUCUGGCAAUUUCAGCAAAAACUUUCAACCAGGGAAAACUGAGAAGCCAGAGCUGACUAAGACUCCCAGCAAGAUCUCUUCCAUCUUCUGUGGAACACAAGACAAGUGUGCUGCUUGUGAGAAAACUGUUUACCCUCUCGAAAAGGUGCAAAUGGAAGGAGAAUGCUUCCACAAGACAUGUUUCCGGUGCGCUCACGGUGGCUGCACCCUGACUCACUCCUCCUACGCCUCCUUAGACGGCGUCCUCUAUUGCCGGCAUCACUUUAACCAACUCUUCCUCGAGAAAGGCAACUACGCUCACGUCCUCCAAGCCGCCAACCACCGUCGCACCGCCUCAGGCAACACUCUUCCGCCGGAGCCAACCGAAGACAUCGCCGUUGAGCCCAAGGAGGAAAAUGGCGAAUCACAGUCUUGAAAAGUCUCUUGGGUGAGUUUGUGAGUGAUUGAAUUGAAUGUUGUGGCACCGAAAUAUUUGAUCUUAUUUGUAAUGAGUUGUUUUUCCAUAUGAAGACACUAUAUUUUUUCGUUUUUUUUUUUUAAUCUGUUCGUUAUACAUUAUUUUUUGAAUAUUUACACACGAAGACAACACAAGAUUGAUUUUCCAUUGUGUGAUUACGACAUGCUUGCUGGUGGUGAUGGGAGAUUCGCAUAUUGUUGUAAUCUGCAUUUUUAGAACUCGG
This is a messenger RNA of Thlaspi arvense, 1214 nucleotides long. Lineage: Eukaryota; Viridiplantae; Streptophyta; Magnoliopsida; Brassicales; Brassicaceae. The record is from the annotation of a GenBank genome assembly.